This is a messenger RNA of Amorphotheca resinae ATCC 22711, 1702 nucleotides long. RefSeq lists its product as hypothetical. The coding region runs from base 1 to 1374 and encodes 457 amino acids. The transcript has 3 exons. The record is from RefSeq and is a predicted model, not a curated record. Lineage: Eukaryota; Fungi; Ascomycota; Leotiomycetes; Helotiales; Amorphothecaceae.
AUGCAGGCACAAGCCAUGGGGAAUGAACAUCGUGCCAUGGUGUCGCCUCAGCCGGGGUCGUCUUCACCAGAUGCUGCUCAACAAUCGACUAUGGACACGGCUCUUCCAACAGAGCAGGGGGGAGAAUCCGGCAAGGACAGCGUGGAUGAGCAAGAUAUAGGUACUGGUCGAUGCUAUCCUCCUGAGGGCUGUGAUAUUGAAGAACGCCUCAAACACCCAAAGCGAGUUUCGGAGAAUUACCCCACAGGUGAAUGGCCGGAACGACAAGGAAUCCCGCCAACUUGCAGGCAUUCCUCUGAAUCUGAAAUUGCCCUUCCAUCGACACCUACAUUGCUGCAAUCUCUUGCUCAUAGCGGAAGCCGGAGCGAGAUAGCUACUGCUCCCGCAAAUCUCGUUUCCCCAAUGUUACCCCAGACCCUGGCAAAUGAGUUCUUGGACAGAUUAGAUGAAGACAUUCAGAAAAGAGACAGAGAGUCGCAAGCUGAAGUCAUGCACAAAGAAGUCACACCAGCUUCAUUUUCUUACCAAUCUGCAGAUGCUAUACACUAUCCUACCGCAAAUCCAGCCCUGCCACAAGCAUUUCUCCCAGUCCCAAGCGGUCAGGCCCAGUGGCCUGCCUCUCAAAUGUUGCUACCACAGUUUAACUUAACACCAGACAGUCAAGUUGGCGAAUAUGGUACAAAUGCUGUUCAAGCUCCGGUACCUUACCAGCGAUUAUCACCAGCCUACGGCAUGAAUCCACAAGGUCAGCCACCCCUACAAUAUUAUCAUAGCAUGAACAAUUACGUUCAAGCACCUCCGGCACUGCCUCAAAAUUUUGUACCAUAUCCACAUACGAAUCCAGUAUUCUUCCAGCCCCAGGCAGCGGCCCCCAACUAUGGCGUUGGUAGACCUUCGUUGCCAGUGCAAACAUAUAACAAACAACCCAUUAUGCUUGCUAAUUCAUCUUUACAACACAUCUUCUACCCUUCACCCCUACAAAUUAACAACUUCAAUAAUGCCACAAUCGCUAGGCCCGAACUCUCCUCCCAGCACCCACCUUCGCACCCUUCAUAUUCGCAGCACCUCCGAUCUCGAGCCUCCGUUCCACCCCCCUUCGCGCACCCUUCGCAACCUCUUUCCAAACCCUUAUUCACUCAGCAGCAGUUAGGCCUCAACAACACCCGAGUUAACGAGCUGCGUCGCAUGAAGAAGCACCGGCAGACGACCCCGAACGUAGACGAGUUCAUGGUGAGGAGAGCCAAGAAGGAGAAUAUCCCAAAACAAAUGGGUAAUUUGAAGAAGGGAAAGUCAGGUCGGGGACAGGGUAAGCCGGCGCUGAAGGCUAAGGGGGGUAGGGUUGAAGCUGGGGAGGCAAUUCAGAAAGUUGAUUAGUCACGUGGAAACGGGCACGUGCUAAGGGGUUUACCUAGGUACCUGCGGACGCUCUAUUGGCCCGGGAUGGACGCCGACAUCGAAAAAUACGUCCAGACUUGUAAAGCAGCAAGGCUUCUACCGCACAGAAAGCAGGGGAACUCGCCCUUUUACCGAUCCCAACACGUCCCUGGCGCAGCGUCUCGAUUGAUCUGAUCACAGAUCUGCCACCCUCUCAACGUCAGACCAGACUGCCUCACCCCCGUUCCCAGUUUACGAUUCUAUCAUGGUUGCCGAUUAACAAAGGAAAUCGAACUGGUCCCAUGCCGAAAAGACAUGAGCUCCCGGC